AUGAUUGUUAUCGGUGACUCCCUUUUACACCAUAUUCGUAAACCUAGUACUACACCACGGGAAUCUGUCGAAACUGAACUGUUUUUAAAUCAAAAGCAUUUGAUUAUCAUGAUUGGAACAAAUAAUUUAGCACGUGAAAAAUCCCAACCAACUAUUGUCAAAUUUGAAAAACUACUUCAGUUAAUUCAUCGAAUGUAUUCAUCUUUACGAACGAUCGCUGUGUGUACCGUGCCAACACGUACGAAAAGAAGCAUUUUUUAUCGAACAUACGGUGAUAAUGGUGGAAAGUCAAUACGUAAACGUAUUAAAAGUUAUAAUCGAAAAUUAAAACGUUUAAGUAGAAAACAAACUUCAUCAAAAUGUUUUGAAAUUAUCAAAUUAAAUUUUGAUUUGACAAUACAUGUCUCAAAGGACGGCUUGCAUCCAAAUGCAGCUGGUAUAGAGCAUAUAUCGAAUGUUUUACAAGCGUAUGCCGACUCUCUUUAA
Adineta ricciae is the source of this 486-nucleotide messenger RNA. The record is from the annotation of a GenBank genome assembly. NCBI's taxonomy places the organism in Eukaryota, Metazoa, Rotifera, Eurotatoria, Adinetida, Adinetidae.